This is a messenger RNA of Suncus etruscus (white-toothed pygmy shrew), 1443 nucleotides long. It is a transcript of the gene ZNF296, whose product is annotated as zinc finger protein 296. Gene Ontology annotation, cellular component: nucleus. NCBI's taxonomy places the organism in Eukaryota, Metazoa, Chordata, Mammalia, Eulipotyphla, Soricidae. The coding region runs from base 1 to 1443 and encodes 480 amino acids. The transcript has 3 exons. The record is from RefSeq and is a predicted model, not a curated record. Gene Ontology annotation, molecular function: RNA polymerase II cis-regulatory region sequence-specific DNA binding; DNA-binding transcription factor activity. Gene Ontology annotation, biological process: regulation of transcription by RNA polymerase II.
AUGUCCCGCCGCAAGGCCGGCUGCAUCCCCCGCCGCGUGGAGCUCGAGCCCGCCGCCGCCGCCGUCUCGGACAACGACGACGACAUGGAGCUGGUCAUCGAGGUGGACCCCGAGCCGGGCGCGCGGCCCCCGCAGGCCCAGGGGCCGCGCUGGAAGGAAGUGGCCGCGCCUCCUCCGGGGUGCUCGGACCGCGAACCCCGCUUCUGCCUCGAGGCUUCCGUCCACGCCCUGAGCGCGCGCCCCAAGUGCAGGGCCGCCCUGAUGGAUGAUCGCCCGGCCGACCGCCAGGCCUGCCCCGAGAAACACCCCGAUCUGCUGACCUGCGGCCGCUGCCUGCAGGCCUUUCCGUUGGAGGCCAUCACGCUCUUCAUGGACCACAAGAAACUGGGGUGCCCGCUCUCCCGAGGCCCCAGCCUCUGCCAGCGUUCAGAUCACCCUGAUGACCUGAAACCUCUGAGCUGUCUCCGCUGUGGCCGCCAGUUCACGGGCGCCUGGAAGCUGCUGCGCCACGUCCAGUGGGACCACGGCCUGUCCAUCUACCAGACAGAGCCGCAGAGCCCCGAGGCGCCGCUGCUGAGCCUGGCCGAGGUGGCCUCCGCCGUAUCAGCCGUGAUCACCCCACCACUGAUCACCCCACCACCGGAUGCCGAGGCCAAGGGGCGCCUGGGGCGUCGGAGCCCCACCUGCCCGGUGUGCACCAAGACCCUGAGCUCCUUCAGCAACCUCAAGGUGCACAUGCGUUCGCACACAGGCGAGCGGCCCUACGUGUGCGACCAGUGUCCCUACGCCUGCGCCCAGAGCAGCAAACUCAACCGCCACAAGAAGACGCACCGCCAGCCGCCAUCCCCGAACCCCUGCCCAGCGCACUCCGUGAGCCAGGAGCAAUCGGCCGCCGCCGCCACUGCCCCUCCGGAGCCUGCGGUGCAUGCCGCUGCCCCUGCCAGCAGUGCACCCCGGCCCAGCAGCAGCGGUGGGGAAGGAGCCGGCCCUGCGGCCACAGCCGGGCUCCAGGAACCUGGAGCACCAGGGCUGGGGGCGCAAGCAGGCCCCAGCUGGAAUGUUUGGAGCUCUGCCCCCCAGGAACAGAGCCUGGACCCUGUGCCGCUGAGCCCUAGUGUCUUGCCCAAGAAGGCGCCCAAGUCCUCUGGGGUCAAGAGGCGCGGGCUGGGAGGCAGCUGUGAGUUCUGCGGGAAGCACUUCACCAACAGCAGCAACCUGGCCGUGCACCGGCGCUCGCACACCGGCGAGCGGCCCUACGUCUGCGAGCUCUGCCCCUAUGCCUGCGCGCAGAGCAGCAAGCUCAACCGCCACCGCCGCAUGCACGGCCUGGGCACCGGUGGCCCGCGCUUCGCCUGCCCUCACUGCCACGUGCCCUUUGGCCUGCGCGCCACCCUGGACAAGCACCUGCGGCAGAAGCACCCCGAGGUGGCCGGGGAGGUCUGA